AGCGAGGCGCGGCUCGUCGAGUGGUGGCUGCGCCUUGCGGCUGCGCGCGCACUCACUGGUCGUCUGCUCAUCGAGUCUCUCGCUACCGGCUUUAUUCACGGUUCACCCUCGACACGAAACAUGGAGCAACGCCUCGUGGUCGUCUGCUUCGAUCCAAGCAAGCACAGUGAUUAUGCACUUGACUACUAUCUCAAGUAUGUUCACAAAGAGAACACCAAGGUGAGGGUACUGUUUUGCCCAGAAAACUGGUCCAACAUCGGUCCUUUAGAAGGUCCCACACCAGGGCGGCUGGAGGAGCUGAGGGCGGAGACGAGGGCCCAGGUCGAUGCUUUGAGGGAGAAAGCCAUGGAGAUGCUAGAGGCCGCUCAGGUGACGGGGCAGUUCGUGGAGCUGGUAGGAAAGCGUCCAUCCGAAGAGAUUGUCAAGUACGCUUCCGCCGAACACGCGUCCCUCAUCGUCAUGGGGUCACGUGGCGUGAGCACGAUCAGACGCACCAUCCUCGGCAGCUGCUCCAACGACGUGCUGCACCACGCGCAUUGCCCGGUGCUUGUAUGUAACCACCCGCACAAGUAGCGAGGGCGGUCUGGCCUCUGAACAAGUACCCACAUAGACCAUGGCGGGUUUCACGAACAUGGACAUACUCUUGCUCGUGUAUUUUUAAAGUUGUCUGUACAUGUUUUUCAUUAACUUUCGUAUUUUAUUCUUUGUCUCCUGAUCCUUACCAUUAUAUGCUUCAGCUUGGAUGGCGUCAUUGUCUUUCAUCUACUCCAUUUCUUUCAAUUGAUAAAAAUGGUACUGCCAAUAAAACUUUUUUUCUAUAAUGCU
Pomacea canaliculata is the source of this 825-nucleotide messenger RNA. RefSeq names its product universal stress protein in QAH/OAS sulfhydrylase 3'region-like. The record is from RefSeq and is a predicted model, not a curated record. The transcript has 4 exons. Lineage: Eukaryota; Metazoa; Mollusca; Gastropoda; Architaenioglossa; Ampullariidae. Bases 121 to 573 code for a protein of 150 amino acids.